Cryptomeria japonica (Japanese cedar) is the source of this 925-nucleotide messenger RNA. Its product is annotated as probable mediator of RNA polymerase II transcription subunit 26a. The record is from RefSeq and is a predicted model, not a curated record. The transcript is spliced from 7 exons. Bases 155 to 925 code for a protein of 256 amino acids. Lineage: Eukaryota; Viridiplantae; Streptophyta; Pinopsida; Cupressales; Cupressaceae. Gene Ontology annotation, cellular component: nucleus.
AAAAAGUUCUCUGCCUGAAUUUCGAAUUCAAUCCAUUUCGCAUUCUCGCUAUUGGUUUAAAAGAAUUUGAGUUCUGGUCUACUCAGAAUUUUCGUGGAGCGGUUUCAAUUUGAGGAUUGAGAAUCAAAGUUAAAUAGCAGGGCAUAGAGUUAAAAUGGGAUUGGUAGAAGAAUGGAGGAUGUUUUUUGAGAGCGCAGAGAGUGAUAUAUGCAGCUUGAUUGAACAUGCAAUCGAUGUUGCAGCGUGUGAUUGCCCUCAGGAAUUAGUGAAGAGGAGGGAUAAAAUAGCAGAGAUGGUUUACGCAUCAAGAUCAUCUGCUGAAGAUGAAGAUGAUGGUAUUCAUAAAAAGGUCAAUGAUAUUGCAGAGAGGAUCAAUAGCUAUCAAACCAUAACUGUGCCUGUGCCUAAAGAAUGUGAAAUAGUGAAAGAGGUGUUCAAUAUAAAACACAUUCUUUCAAAUCAAGAUGAGUCGGAAAACCAACUGGGCGACUCACUGAGAAGAUUGGAGUCGAUGGCAUUGUCUAUUGAAAUCCUAAAGGAAACUAUGAUUGGCAGAAAUGUCAAAUGCUUGCAGAAGCACAAGUCCAAACCAAUUAGCUCCAUGGCGAAGAAGCUUGUCAGAAGGUGGAGAGAAGUUGCAGAUGAAUGGAUGAAAAGUGCUGGAGAAGUUGCUGUAGAUACCAUGGCAGCCGCAGUGGAGCAAAUCCAGAAUCAUAGAAUAGAGCAGCCAUUCAAACUGGAUGACAGACAGUAUAGCAAACAAGAAACAAAAAGUGGUGCUCAAAAUCACAUUGUGAUCAAUCAUAGGAGACGGCGAGUUGUAAGCCAGAAGCAGAAUUUGCACCAAAAGUUAGAUUUCAACAAGCCUAGCUCUCUUCCACUUCCUUCAUCACAUAAAUCAAACUCUCCUGCUCUUGAUGAUUAA